CAUUGCGAUUAAAUGCGUAAAUUUAACGCGUUAUUUUUUGUAAAAUUAAUCGCACUGAAUUAACGCGUUUUAUCGACAGCCCUAAUAUAGAUGUCCUUUCUUCAUCAAUCAGUUCAUUUGGUGGCGGUAAUGCACCUCAAGCUUCGCCGACAGUAAACUCAAGAAGAAGAAAAAGAGGCGCUGGAAGCUCGGUCACAUGAUUCAAUCAUAACAAACGCGAACAUUGGGUCAGUUUACUGUAAAACAACAUACAUCCACCGAAAAAUAACAAAGAGUUAUUGGCUCGAGGGCGUCUUUGAGGGUCAUCAACUGGAUUAUUUAUAAAUGGAUUUGGAUUUACCACAGAAACGGAUGCGUAGAUCUGGUUCUUUACACAUCAGGAUUCACACCUUCAGUAAAGCCACACGAUCACAUCAGUUCACCAAUACACGCUGUGAUUAUCAUCCUACAUGUGAAGAACACGCUCCAGUCGAGUAGAAAUAAUUCCAGAUGUAACUUCUGAACUCUGCAUGACAUAAUAUUGUAAAGAUGGAUGUUGUUGAGCAAAAGGAAAGCGAGAAAAUAAGUGAUCCAGAACCCUGCAGAAUAGAAAACGAAGAUCCUGAAGAACAAAGAGAAGAAGAAAAAUCAUACGGGUCGGAACAACAUGAGGGUGAACAUAAUGGAAGUAAAAGAAGAAAACGAAGAGCUGAAUGAAGUGGAGUGUAACCAUAAAUUGGACCAUCAGUAUCAGAAACCUCACCAUUUAAUAACAGGAGAAAAAUCUACUAGUGGCUCACAGACUAAAAAGAAUUUCAAGAACCAAGAAGGAACUAAGAAAACAGAUGCCAGGCCAUUCACAUGCCUCCAGUGUGGUAAAACUUUCAAAAGAGCGUCAGAUGUCAAAGGUCAUCUGCGCUAUCACUCUGGCGAAAGGCCCUUUAACUGUGAUCAGUGUGGUAAAAAAUUUAUAUUGGCAUCACACUUAAAGACACACCUGACAGUUCAUACAAACGAGAAGCCGUACUUGUGUUCUAUUUGUGGAAAGAGUUUUUCACGGCUCAGCAUUUUUAAAGAUCAUGAGAAUAUACAUACUGGCGUUAGAGAUCAUGUGUGCUCUGAGUGUGGGAAUGCCUUUAUUACAGCCAACGCCUUGAAAAUGCACCAAAGAACUCAUACUGGAGAAAAACCCUACAAGUGCUCACACUGUGAAAGGAGUUUCUCUCAUUCAGGAGCCCUGAAAAGACACGAGAGGGUGCAUACUGGAGAGAGGCCGUACCACUGCCCUCUUUGUGGGAGGAAAUUCACCCAAUCCAGUAAUCUACUGACGCAUGUAAAAAAGCAUUGUCCAAAGUCACAUUGAUCAUCUUCAGCUGCAAUAUAAAUCAUGUGAAAUUCAGAAAACUAUGUAAUGAAUGUGGUAAUGGGAUAUGUGAUUAGCAAAUAAUUCAUACACUUGCCAACUCAGUUACAUCCUGUUGUUACUUUUACAUUUCUGAUGUCAGGUUCUUGAUUAUAUCUGAUUAAAUAACAAAUAUAACAUGAGUAUGCAAAUGAACAUGCUGUGUCUGGAAUGUGCUGAAUAUGUCCUGGCCAACACGAAGCACAUAAAAAAAUAUACAGACAUAUAAAGCAAAAAAUGACAUCAGAAUUGAAAUGAUCGAUUGCAAGGGGAGAACAACAGUAUUGAAAAAAAUUAUUACCAAAGCACUUUUCACUGUGUCCCAAAAAUAAAUUGUGAUUUAAAUGGAUCAUAUUUGGUUAUAAUGUAAUUUCCCCAUUAAUCCCACUUAAAAUGUUAAUUUCAGUUUGUUGCCAAAAUAAGUCAUAAAUUAGUUCUUCACACCCACUUUCCACCCUUUCCCUUAGAAAUAAACUGUUGGUCAUAUGUUGAUUUGCAGUUUCUUUGCAGGUACCAGAGAUAAGUUGCAGUCUGUUCAUAUUUACCAAUGAAACUGAGAAGUAUUUAAAGUGGAUGUAACAUUUUAGGUGUUAAAAUACUUUCUCUUAUCCCAGAAUAAUAUGCAGAGACUAAAUAUGCACAUUAAUGUAGACUGUAACUACAGAACAGUGUGAAGUAUGUUCCCCUAUAGAUCCUUUUCCGGAGGACCAACACACUCUUCCGCCAAAAGAACAAC
Messenger RNA from Xyrauchen texanus (razorback sucker), 2117 nucleotides. RefSeq names its product gastrula zinc finger protein XlCGF49.1-like. Gene Ontology annotation, biological process: regulation of transcription by RNA polymerase II. Gene Ontology annotation, molecular function: RNA polymerase II cis-regulatory region sequence-specific DNA binding; DNA-binding transcription factor activity, RNA polymerase II-specific. The record is from RefSeq and is a predicted model, not a curated record. The coding region runs from base 647 to 1342 and encodes 231 amino acids. Lineage: Eukaryota; Metazoa; Chordata; Actinopteri; Cypriniformes; Catostomidae. The transcript has 4 exons.